CUGAGGCUUGACGUCGGAGCGCGCAUGAAAACUACCCCACCAACCGCUGCUUCAGCCUGCGAUUGAGCAAACAGACCCGACAGCUCUCAACCCAGCUUACUUUACCACGAAACAUCACAAAACCCGAAAUACCUUGAUGGACAGGUAGCAAUGUCCAAACAAUACCUCACCGCCCACACGGUGGACCAAGCCCACCCAACCGAGAUAUUCUCGCUCGCCCCGACGCCGACGUCGCUCUUCUCGGCCAGCGGCUCCUCGGCGCUGCGCAUCCACGCCACCACCGACCCGACCUUCCCCCUGCAGCAGACGAUCCCCAACGCGCACAAGCUCGGCUGCCACCACGUCUGCACGGCGCGCGGCGGCGCGGGCUACGUGGCCGCAACCGUCGGCUUCGGCGGCGAGAUCAAAGUGUGGAAGUGCAAGGACAAGGACGGCAACCUCGGUGGCGAAUGGGCGCUGCAGUGGGAGAUGACGCCCAGCAGCAACGGCGGCAAAAAUGCAGCGACGAAUGCGCCCGGCCGUGGCCGUGGCGUAGGCGGCGACGUGUGGGCGAUCGCGCUGAGCACGGACGAGAGCUUCCUGGCGUGCACGACGAGCGACGGGCGCAUCCACGUGUGGGACCUGGCGGGCCGCGAGUGCAUCCAGACGUACGAGACGGGCAGCAGCGGCGGCGGCAGCUUCGCCAUGGCGGUCGACCUGAGCCGCGACGGCCGGCUGACGGCCAGCGGCCACGAGAGCGGCGCCGUCUACGUCUUCAACAACGAUGCCGGCCGGCUCGUCUACUCGCUUUCCGGUCUGGCGAAGCCCAUCCGGGCCGUUGCCUUCUCUCCGGGCGGCAAGCUUCUCGCGGCAGCAGGAAAUGCCGGCAUUAUCGCCCUCUACUCGGUGGAGCACGGCGAGCACGUCGGCAACACCAAGCCGUCGAGCGACCGGCCCGCCUGGAUUAUGUCGCUCGACUGGAACGACACUGGCGACUACCUCCUGAGCGGGGCCCUGGACGGCCGGGUCAAGGUCUGGGAUCCUACUCGAGGCAUCUGCUUGGCAACACACAGCGAGACGGACGGAGCGUUGUGGAGUGUCCGUUGGCUGCCCCGAAAUGAGCGGGCUUUGGCGCCAGGCAUGAGCAAGGGAGAAAUGUUUUGUGCGGCGGGAGCCAGCCGAAGCAUUUCGUUCUACCGUGAGGCUACGGGUUCAUGAAGAGCGGGAGGACAUGAUACUUUAGGUCGGGUCUGAGUUGGGAUUUGGGAAGGUUUUGAAAGGGGUACUAUGCCCCUGUAAAGA
Lasiosphaeria miniovina is the source of this 1281-nucleotide messenger RNA. Its product is annotated as WD40-repeat-containing domain protein. Bases 151 to 1197 code for a protein of 348 amino acids. The record is from RefSeq and is a predicted model, not a curated record. Gene Ontology annotation, molecular function: protein binding. Gene Ontology annotation, cellular component: nucleus. The transcript has 4 exons. Lineage: Eukaryota; Fungi; Ascomycota; Sordariomycetes; Sordariales; Lasiosphaeriaceae.